Molecule: messenger RNA, 3767 nt
Organism: Linum trigynum
Lineage: Eukaryota; Viridiplantae; Streptophyta; Magnoliopsida; Malpighiales; Linaceae
Source: the annotation of a GenBank genome assembly
UAAACUAGUCGUCCUCCAAAUUUACCUUUAUCCCAAAUUCCACAGGACAACUUGAACACGCAUUUGCCUAUCACAGUAACUUGUUAACCAAGUACCAGCCUUCAUCCAUUUUGUACCUCUUCAUUCAACAUUGAAGUGCCCUAUUCACAUGGUCCAUGAAACCGUACCCGAAAAAUAAGCGGUAGGGUAUUUUAUGGCAAAACCGUGGUUUAACCGUAGUUCAAAAGUUAGUACCUUUAAAUAGCGCCUAUCGAUUUAGCCUCCGAUACUGGUAUUUUGUGGUUGAACCGCCGAUACGGUACGGUUUAAUGGAUCAUGCCUAUUCACCAUUGCCAAGAUCAAGCAAUGGUGGUGGGCCUAAAGGCCCAGAUAAUUAGGGGCUGCUUAUUUCGGAAGAGGCUUCCACCGUCCAUAGACAUCUUUGGCUCUUUGCACGUUUUCAUUCACAAAUGUGUAUCACACAACUACCACGUUUCAAUACGUGGGAAAUGACUGCGGAAACAAAAUUUGAAUUGAAUUCCCCGGGUAGGCUUUUUUUCUAACAUUCUAUUGUCAUAUCUCUGCAUAAAUUGAAAAAAAAAAAACAAAAUUUGAAUGGAAUUUCCAAUUUCCAGAUGGCAGAGAACAGAUAGGCUUUUCCAGCAAGUUAAAAGAAUUUUGGGCCACCAUGGAUAUUGGGCCCAGUAAUUUCUCUUUCUAUGCUUCCGCACCGCAAAAUUUAUUAUCUAAAUCCGCAAAAUAAAAAUAAAAAAUUAAAACAGAAAAUCCAAUUUCUCUUUCUUUCACUCUUCAGUUCACUUUCUGCUCACAAAUUACGGCUUCUCCCUGUUUCUCCGCGAACUUGAACCGCAAAUUCAUUUUCUUCAUCCCCUCCUUCUCCAUGGCUUUUUCCCAAACUUGCUCUGGGACCCUCUCUUGUACCCUCCUGCUUCUUAUAUCAUGAUGAUCCUAUCCCAAUCAUUGUCGUCAUAAAAUUUCUCUGCUUCUUCUUCAAUCAAGAUCCCAAUUUUCUACUUUACUGUGGGUUUUUGCUUCCAAAUUUCGGUCUUUGCAUUAAGGGGAUUAGUUAUCUUGGUGGGUUUUCUCAAUGGCGUCUGGUGCUGGGUCAUUCUCGCCUCGCAUUGAAGUCAUGGCAGAUAGCUCUGUUCUUUUCAACUCCAGGAACAACCAGAGCGGCCGCACCAUGUUUCACUUCCUCUGCUGUAGGCCGAAUAGGAAAUCGUCCAUCAGCCUUGGAAUUUAUGGUGAUGGGUUCCCGCCUAGGUUUAGGAGUAUCAGAGCUAUUGGGAAAGAGAGUGAGACGGAUGGUGAUCAGUCACAUGUGGAUGCGCUUCAGGCCACGAUUGAGAAGAGCAAGAAGGUUCUUGCUGCGCAGAGGAACUUACUUCAGAAGAUCGAUGAAAGAAGGAAAAUGGUGUCUUCUUUUAAAGAAAGCUUUAUGAACUCAGAAUCUGCCGGUGAAUCUUCGUAUAAGCAAGAUGAGGAAUCUUUGACUAAUGCGGAACCUGCUUCAGCAGAUGCUGGGGGGUUUACUGAGCCACAGAAUGUUUUUAGCAGCUAUGAGGAUGGUGAACCAGAAACUGGGAAUGCUUAUACAAGCGGGAGUUAUCGUCAAAGAUGGAGUAGAAGUCAAGAAAUACUGCCAAGGUCAGUGCAGCUGGAUGAGCAAACAUCAGUUUUUGCAAAUACGCCCCAAGUUUCUAUUAUUGACAGUGUGAAGCAUGAAGCUGUCAAUGAAUCAACUUUUCGAGUGAUCAAUCAUCUUGAAGGAAAUUCCAGUGUGAAUGAUACAAUAGCUCAGUUAGAGGAGCCCAUAUCAGUCCGAUCAAAUGCACCCACUGUGGAGCCUGUGGAUAUCAAUGGAUCCAGAGUGUCCAAUGAUGUUGAAGGUGUUUCAAAUGUGGAAGAUUCAAAGCCGCCCCCUUUGGCUGGGGCUAAUGUCAUGAACGUCAUUUUGGUUUCUGCAGAAUGUGCUCCGUGGUCUAAAACAGGUGGGCUUGGGGAUGUUGCUGGUUCAUUACCAAAGGCUUUAGCCCGACGUGGACAUAGGGUUAUGGUUGUUGCACCUCGAUAUGGUGAAUAUGCUGAGGCCCAACAUUCUGGAGUCAGAAAGAUUUAUAAGGUGGAUGGUCAGGAUAUAGAGGUUACCUACUUCCAAGCCUAUAUUGAUGGUGUGGACUUUGUCUUCAUAGACUGCCCAUGGUUUCGCCACUUUGGGAACAAUAUAUAUGGAGGAAACCGAAUGGAUAUUCUGAAGCGCAUGGUGUUAUUUUGCAAAGCAGCUGUGGAGGUUCCUUGGUAUGUUCCCUGCGGUGGUGUAUGCUAUGGAGAUGGAAACUUGGCAUUCAUUGCAAAUGAUUGGCAUACAGCUCUGCUUCCAGUUUAUCUGAAAGCAUACUACCGUGACAACGGGUUAAUGCAAUUCACACGAUCUGUCCUCGUGAUUCACAACAUAGCUCACCAAGGUCGGGGACCAGUGGAGGAGUUCCGGUAUGUGGACCUGCCGGGAAACUACAUCGACCUCUUCAAAUUCUACGACCCAGUGGGCGGUGAGCACUUCAACAUCUUCGCUGCUGGUCUGAAGGCGGCAGACCGAGUGGUAACAGUUAGUCAAGGAUACUCCUGGGAGCUGAAAACACCAGAGGGCGGUUGGGGCCUACACACCAUCAUAAACGAAAACGAUUGGAAGCUGAGAGGAAUAGUAAACGGCAUCGACACUCAAGAGUGGGACCCACGUCACGAUCUCCACCUGAAAUCCGAUGGUUACACGAACUAUUCGCUCGAAACUUUUCGCUCCCGGAAGCCACAAUGCAAAGCAGCACUCCAAAGAGAGCUCGGUUUGCCCGAGAGGCCAGAAGUUCCACUGAUUGGUUUUAUCGGAAGGCUCGAUAACCAGAAGGGCGUCGAUCUUAUCGCCGAGGCGAUCCCGUGGAUGGUGGAACAGGAUGUGCAAUUGGUGAUGCUUGGCACAGGAAGGCAGGAUUUGGAGGAAAUGUUGAAGAACUUGGAGGGGCAAUACAAGGACAAAGUUAGAGGUUGGGUAGGGUUUUGUGUGAAGACCGCGCAUAGGAUAACUGCCGGUGCAGAUAUCUUGCUGAUGCCAUCCAGGUUCGAGCCGUGUGGGUUGAACCAGCUGUACGCGAUGAUGUAUGGGACGAUUCCUGUGGUUCAUGCAGUUGGCGGGUUGAGAGAUACAGUUCGACCAUUCGAUCCAUUUAACGAGUCUGGGUUUGGGUGGACAUUUGAUUCAGCUGAAGCGAGUAAGUUGAUACAUGCGUUGGGGAAUUGCUUGUGGACCUAUAGAGAGUUCAAGGAGAGUUGGGAAGGGUUGCAGAGGCGUGGAAUGGAGCAGGAUUUGAGCUGGGAUCAUGCUGCGGAGUUGUACGAGGAGGUUCUAGUUGCUGCCAAGUAUCAAUGGUGAUCAUUUGGGUAAAUUGGGUUUCUUUCUUUCUUUCUUUCUUUGAGAUCUCAGUUUUUACCGUGGUAAAAAAAUAAGAGUAGGAGUAAGAGGCAAGGAAGUCGGUAUCCAGUUGCCGAAGCAAGACUUAAUUAGGCAGAAUUUAAUGGCUAAUCUUUGUUAAUUCUGCUAUCAUCUAAUUAAUAAUAAUGCGACACUUGUAUGCCAUUCCUAAUCACGAGUAACUUGGGUUUCAGAUGUCAAGCCAUUGUAAGAAUUUGUUUACAAACCAGCUCUACACACUUUGUUUUGCUUUCUUUUCCUUAGGGAGAUGUAAAUGUCAUGUUGUUAAUGAACUUUAAGAUGUCGA